Messenger RNA from Cebus imitator (Panamanian white-faced capuchin), 5590 nucleotides. RefSeq names its product glutamate ionotropic receptor kainate type subunit 4 (gene GRIK4). Gene Ontology annotation, molecular function: kainate selective glutamate receptor activity; transmitter-gated monoatomic ion channel activity involved in regulation of postsynaptic membrane potential. Gene Ontology annotation, cellular component: plasma membrane; postsynaptic membrane; presynaptic membrane. The record is from RefSeq and is a predicted model, not a curated record. Lineage: Eukaryota; Metazoa; Chordata; Mammalia; Primates; Cebidae. The transcript is spliced from 20 exons. Bases 155 to 3025 code for a protein of 956 amino acids. Gene Ontology annotation, biological process: modulation of chemical synaptic transmission; synaptic transmission, glutamatergic; monoatomic ion transport.
AGAUACUUGAGUGCCUACUAUGUGCCGGCCUGUGCUAGGCACUGAGGACACAGGUGGAAAAGCCCGAACUGCUCCCUGCUCUCCUGGUGCUCAUCACCUCCGAGAGUUAUGUCAUGCCCAGGCCAGCAGGGGGCUCCAUGAGGAUUCAUAGAAGAUGCCCCGCGUCUCGGCGCCUUUGGUGCUGCUUCCUGCUUGGCUCGUGAUGGUCGCCUGCAGCCCGCACUCCCUGAGGAUCGCUGCUAUCUUGGACGACCCCAUGGAGUGCAGCAGAGGGGAGCGGCUCUCCAUCACCCUGGCCAAGAAUCGCAUCAACCGCGCUCCUGAGAGGCUGGGCAGGGCCAAGGUCGAAGUGGACAUCUUUGAGCUUCUCAGAGACAGCGAGUACGAGACUGCAGAAACCAUGUGUCAGAUCCUCCCCAAGGGGGUGGUCGCUGUCCUUGGGCCAUCGUCCAGCCCAGCCUCCAGCUCCAUCAUCAGCAACAUCUGUGGAGAGAAGGAGGUCCCUCACUUCAAAGUGGCCCCAGAGGAGUUUGUCAAGUUCCAGUUCCAGAGAUUCACAACCCUGAACCUCCACCCCAGCAACACCGACAUCAGCGUGGCUGUAGCUGGGAUCCUGAACUUCUUCAACUGCACCACAGCCUGCCUCAUCUGUGCCAAGGCAGAAUGCCUUUUAAACCUAGAGAAGCUGCUCCGGCAAUUCCUCAUCUCCAAGGACACGCUGUCCGUCCGCAUGCUGGAUGACACCCGGGACCCCACGCCCCUCCUCAAGGAGAUCCGGGACGACAAGACCGCCACCAUCAUCAUCCAUGCCAAUGCCUCCAUGUCCCACACCAUCCUCCUGAAGGCAGCCGAACUUGGGAUGGUGUCAGCCUAUUACACAUACAUCUUCACUAAUCUGGAGUUCUCACUCCAGAGAAUGGACAGCCUUGUGGAUGAUCGUGUCAACAUCCUGGGAUUUUCCAUUUUCAACCAAUCCCAUGCUUUCUUCCAAGAGUUUGCCCAGAGCCUCAACCAGUCCUGGCAGGAGAACUGUGACCAUGUGCCCUUCACUGGGCCUGCGCUCUCCUCCGCCCUGCUGUUUGAUGCGGUCUAUGCUGUGGUGACUGCGGUACAGGAAUUGAACCGGAGCCAGGAGAUCGGCGUGAAGCCCCUGUCCUGUGGCUCGGCCCAGAUCUGGCAGCACGGCACCAGCCUCAUGAACUACCUGCGCAUGGUAGAAUUGGAAGGUCUUACCGGCCACAUUGAAUUCAACAGCAAAGGCCAGAGGUCCAACUAUGCCUUGAAAAUCUUACAGUUCACGAGGAAUGGUUUUCGGCAGAUCGGCCAGUGGCACGUGGCGGAGGGCCUCAGCAUGGACAGCCGCCUCUACGCCUCCAACAUCUCGGACACGCUCUUCAACACCACCCUGGUUGUCACCACCAUCCUGGAAAACCCAUAUUUAAUGCUGAAGGGGAACCACCAGGAGAUGGAAGGCAAUGACCGCUACGAGGGCUUCUGUGUGGACAUGCUCAAGGAGCUGGCAGAGAUCCUCCGAUUCAACUACAAGAUCCGCCUGGUUGGGGAUGGCGUGUAUGGCGUUCCCGAGGCCAACGGCACCUGGACGGGAAUGGUCGGGGAGCUGAUCGCUAGGAAAGCAGAUCUGGCUGUGGCAGGCCUCACCAUUACAGCUGAACGGGAGAAGGUGAUUGAUUUCUCUAAGCCAUUCAUGACUCUGGGAAUUAGCAUUCUUUACCGCGUUCAUAUGGGACGCAAACCCGGCUAUUUCUCCUUCCUGGACCCGUUUUCUCCAGGCGUCUGGCUCUUCAUGCUUCUAGCCUAUCUGGCUGUCAGCUGUGUCCUCUUCCUGGUGGCUCGGUUGACGCCCUACGAGUGGUACAGCCCACACCCAUGUGCCCAGGGCCGGUGCAACCUUCUGGUGAACCAGUACUCCCUGGGCAACAGCCUGUGGUUUCCAGUUGGGGGCUUCAUGCAGCAAGGCUCCACCAUCGCCCCUCGCGCCUUGUCCACCCGCUGUGUCAGUGGCGUCUGGUGGGCAUUCACGCUGAUCAUCAUCUCAUCCUACACGGCCAACCUGGCAGCCUUCCUGACCGUGCAGCGCAUGGAUGUGCCCAUUGAGUCAGUGGAUGACCUGGCUGACCAGACCGCCAUUGAGUAUGGCACAAUUCACGGAGGCUCCAGCAUGACCUUCUUCCAAAAUUCCCGCUACCAGACCUACCAACGCAUGUGGAAUUACAUGUAUUCCAAGCAGCCCAGUGUGUUUGUGAAGAGCACAGAGGAGGGAAUCGCCAGGGUGUUGAAUUCCAACUACGCCUUCCUCCUGGAGUCCACCAUGAACGAGUACUAUCGGCAGCGCAACUGCAACCUCACUCAGAUUGGGGGCCUGCUGGACACCAAGGGCUACGGGAUUGGCAUGCCAGUCGGCUCGGUUUUCCGGGACGAGUUUGAUCUGGCCAUUCUCCAGCUGCAGGAGAACAACCGCCUGGAGAUCCUAAAGCGCAAAUGGUGGGAAGGAGGGAAGUGCCCCAAGGAGGAAGAUCACAGAGCUAAAGGCCUGGGAAUGGAGAAUAUUGGUGGAAUCUUUGUGGUUCUUAUUUGUGGCUUAAUCGUGGCCAUUUUUAUGGCUAUGUUGGAGUUUUUAUGGACUCUCAGACACUCAGAAGCAACUGAGGUGUCCGUCUGCCAGGAGAUGGUGACCGAGCUGCGCAGCAUCAUCCUGUGUCAGGACAGUAUCCACCCCCGCCGGAGGCGCGCCGGAGUCCCGCCGCCCCGGCCCCCCAUCCCCGAGGAGCGCCGGCCCCGGGGCACGGCGACGCUCAGCAACGGGAAGCUGUGCGGGGCGGGGGAGCCCGACCAGCUCGCGCAGAGACUGGCGCAGGAGGCCGCCCUGGUGGCCCGCGGCUGCACGCACAUCCGCGUGUGCCCGGAGUGCCGCCGCUUCCAGGGCCUGCGGGCACGGCCGUCGCCCGCCCGCAGCGAGGAGAGCCUGGAGUGGGAGAAGACCACCAACAGCAGCGAGCCGGAGUAGCCCCGGCGGCCGCAGGACGCGCGGAGGCCGGCGGGGCGGGAGGGGAGGGGCGGGGCGGGCGCCGCUGUCCGCCGCGAGCUCGGACUUGUACAGCGUAGACACCUCUCGGAUUUCGGAUCCAGUCACUUUUAAAAAAGAUCAAAGAGCCUGACGCCCCAGCCAGAGACCGCGCCCGGUCAGGGAGCGGGGUCCACCCGGAGACGUUGCACCCAAGUGGCAAAGGACGGCUCUCCCUCGUGGGCACAAGGACCCAUCUUCUCCCGGCGGGCCUUUCCCUCUCGCCAAAAUAACGGAGUAUAGGGUGGGGGGAGGUCCCUGGCUAGACCAGUCCAAUGAAUUGGUGGAAUCAUCAGUUGAAUUUCCCCCUAGGAAGGGGCCAGUGUACCCUCCGUCUAGUUCUUACAGAAAAAAAAAAAAUUAAACAGGGAAGUUUUUCUUUUUUGGAUUUGUACAUUUUUGUUAAUGUUUUUUUGUUUUUUCUUUCCUCCUCUCUUUUUCUUCUUUGUCUUCUUCUCAGUUCUGUUCAUUUGUUUUGUGGUUUUUGGAGGGGGAGGCUGGGUUAGGGAAUGGAAGUCUAAAUAAUCCCUAUUUCUUCUUUUUCCUGACUUUUGGGAUAUUGAGUCACCAGUGCAUCCGAUUUCAGGUGCUUAACUCUCCUUUCUGUGUGGUGAUUGAGGGGCACAGAAGAAGGGGUCUUGGGGAGAAUCAGAUGGAGAGCCUCAAAUAAAAGUCCACUGAAGUAAAUUUUUAGAUGCCAAAAAGCAGUUAACUCAUCGUAUAUAUACUCAGAGAGACCUUGAAACGCCUAGGAUGUCAAGGGUUAAUCUGUCUUUCCUUUCCUUUUCUCUUUCUGACUUUCACUAUCAUUAAGUUUGAUCUGAUCUUUUGUGAAUGUAAUUUCUGAAGACAGACAGGGGAGGAGAACAGAAUGCACAAAGUAUCCUGGGACUUCGUUUAAGGAGCGGAAGGAGUAGAUAGAAUUUUCCCAUACCAUGGCCUUGGCUUCCGUUGGAACGUGCCGUUCAUAAAAGAGGAAGGACUGGGUCACCCCGCUGGUAUGGUGCAUACUUUGUCAACUGCAUCUCUUUUCAAUCAAACUCAGUGGCUGCCUAUGAAGCCAGACCCACAAGACUACCAUGGAUUGGGUGGUUUCUCGCUACUUAGAUGUGAGACCUGGGUGCAAGUAAGUGUGUGUGUGUGUGUGUGUGUGUGUGUGUGUGUAUGUGUGUGUGUGUGUAUUUAUUAAAUAGAAAGACCUUAAGUAAUCAAGAAUUUGCUAGGUUCCUGGGAGAGAGGGGGAGUCUCCUAGUCAAUACACAGGCCUGGGAACCAGGAACUCUUGAGUCGUAACCUCAGCUUAGGGCAGUAGCCCCCACCUUGUAUGACUUUAGGUAAAGCAUUUAACUUCUCUUCCAUCCACCAAAUAGGAGUUACUGAUGCUGGCCAGGUUAUCAGGUGACUGCUAGUGACUGCUCUCCAUGUGAGUGAGAAGUUUGCAGGGUCCAGAGCACACAUCUGAUGGGAGGGAUGAGUCUUUCUGCAGCUGCUUGACCUUUGCUUGGCUUCACCAUUCCGGAGUUUCACGCAGAGAGUUCUCAUUUGCUGAUGGAAAACAAAUUCUAUGCAAUUUCUGAUUGUAAACUUAGAAAAUUCAGAGAGAGAGAAAUAAACAGCCACUACCACCACCUCCACCUCCACCACCGCUGCCACCACCUUGAAUGGAAUUGUCCUCACUUUUGUCGCUGUUGCAAAUGUACUAAAAUAAAGACAUCUUUGGAAGAUGAUGAGCUUAAUUCAUGUUUUUGCCAUUUGGGUUGGUCAGCAUCCUCUUCAUGCCAGGACAAUUAGUUAGGGCUGCCAUCCUGGGGGCCAAAUGGUACCCUGAUUAUUCCUGUGAUGGAUACCCAUUUUGUCCUCACCUGACCUCGCCCAUGAAAUUGAAUCCUUUUUCCUUUUUCUCUUUAACCAUCAAAUGACAACAAGCUGUGCAAGACACUUGUGUCUUUUUUUAAACCUUGCCUUGAGCCUCGUGGAGAAACGUGGAUUUGGUGGAAAGGGCACCCGAAGGCUGGCUGACUACAGACCCCAUUGGUGCCACUCUGCUCCAACGUGCAGAUUCAUCCCAGGCCUCUGACAACCUGGUUCCUACUGUCAGAUCCCAUUUGGGGCGGGAAGGGUGGUUUUUUUAAAAAAACUCGUUUUUAUGAGCAGGCUAUCUUGAUCAAUAGCAAACUUUUUUUAAUGGAUUAGUGAAAUAAAUGUCCCCAUGCAUCCUUUAUAGUCUGUUUCUUUCUCUGUGUGGAGUAAAGAUAAGAUUGACAGCACUGGAUGGUUUCUGUUAGCUGCUGAGAGCAGACCUGCACCUCGCUCAAGAUGGUGGGCGAAUUUGCAACCAGCUAGUACCCUUCCUUGGUUUGUCUCCGCUUUUUAUCUGUUGGUUGUUGGCUUUCUUUUCCACUCUGUAUUUUCUAUCUGACUCUGUAUACUGUAUAAAGCAGUUUUUUCUUGUCUGUUUAUCUUUCUUCAACUGGAAUAUUUACAAUAAAACAGAAACAAACCCUGAAA